AUGACCUUCCUGACUCUGACGCCUUGGUUGCGUCGUAACGUGUAUGACGAAGAUGGAAGGGUCUGGUACGAGGAGUGCAUCUCGGCCAGAUUUAUCCGGCCUGUUGAAGAGGCCGCGAGGAUGGCCCUGAAGAAUGCAGAUUGGGACCCCCUCCCCUUCAAGGGCAGCAAAGUAAAGAAAGGAUCAGCCAGGCCUCCUCGACCGAGUACCACGGCCGUGGCCGUACCUAUGGUGACGGCUCCUCCUUCGGCUGGAGCAACGGUCGCGGCUUCGACCGCGGCCCCAACUCCCAGGGCAACGGCCGUGGUGGGGGCGCGGAAGACCUUGGCCCAUAGGACCGUGCCGUCCUCUCCUCCUGCUCGGCCGAGUGCCGUUGCUGCCCCGGGUCGCAAGAGGGGUCGAGAAGGUCCAAGUACUGGGGCUGCUCCGGCUGAGGCGGCACCGGCCCAGGGUGCCGUGGCUGAGAUGGCGGUGCGAGAAUGGCCGAGAAAGAGGGCCCUCCUUGUUUUCUCGGGGGGCGAGGAUGAGGAGGAAGUCCCUCCUGUGAUUGACGUCGUAGUGGUCGAGGAGGAAGCUACGGCCGAGGUGCCGUAUGUAGAGGAAGCGGCCGCUGCCGAGAUGGUGGUCGAGGAGGUGCGGGCCGCGAAGGAGGCGGCCACUGCCGAGGAAGUGGUUGGGAUGCUGGAUGCCGAGACUGCAUUCGCAGAAGUGCCGGCCGCUGAGGAGGCCGCCGAAGAGGCCGCUGAGGAAGCCGCCGAAGAGGCCGCUACGGACGUGCCAGACGAUGAAAUCAUUGUUGUAGAACCAACGCGGACCGUCCCAGCGGAAGUCCCUUCGGCUGUCUCUGUCGUGCCUUCCUUGGCUGCUACCGUGCCUGUUGAGCCAUUGUCGUCCGCUCCCAGCCGUCCAAGCGGCAUCGUGUUCCGCUCGUCGUCGCCGCCGCUGUCCAUGGUUGUGGCAAUCGUGCCCCCAGCGCCGGUGUCCCAGGACUCGACGGUUGUGACCGAGCUGGAGGUAACCGGGGCCACGGUCGUAGGUGUGCCAAGUCUCGUGUGGGCUACUUCGGCGGUCUUGACCGAGCUUUCAGUCGCAGAGGUCCCCGCCGCGUCGCUUGCCACUGCUUCAGCUUGUGUGCUGCAGAAAGUUAUCUGA
Prunus avium (sweet cherry) is the source of this 1152-nucleotide messenger RNA. The record is from RefSeq and is a predicted model, not a curated record. Lineage: Eukaryota; Viridiplantae; Streptophyta; Magnoliopsida; Rosales; Rosaceae.